Rhagoletis zephyria (snowberry fruit fly) is the source of this 1491-nucleotide messenger RNA. RefSeq names its product transmembrane protein 256 homolog. The record is from RefSeq and is a predicted model, not a curated record. Lineage: Eukaryota; Metazoa; Arthropoda; Insecta; Diptera; Tephritidae. Gene Ontology annotation, cellular component: membrane.
AGUUGUGUCUUCGGCAACUGCAGGCCAAAAGCUAGCAACGGUUUAUCAAUUGCAGUUUAUUAAUUUUGUCAAUAUUGUGAGAAAAUUUUAAUAAAAGCUAGAAAUGUCUUCUAUUGGUGAUACGGUGGGUUAUCUAAUUUUUGGUAAUCCAGUCAGCCAAGCGCUAUUUUCAACAGCAUCGGGUGUUAUUAAAAGCACACAAGGUCUUUUGCCAAAGAAAUUAACAGCAGGAAAUGGUACUAUUCCUGCGCCGCCUCCAGCGCCUGUGCGUUUACCAUUAUGGGAUCUGGCAGGCUCGCAUUACAAUUUCAUACGUUUAGCUGGUUUAUGUGGGGCGAGUGCUGUGAUUAUGGGCGCCUACGGCAAGCAUAUAUUCUCCAAUGUUGGUAAUGUCGAUGAAAAAAAUGAGGCCAAAACAGUCUUUGAGACGGCAAAUCGCUUUCAUUUCUUGCAUUCAUUUUCGCUUUUGGCGAUGCCGUUGGUGCACAAACCGUUAUUGACCGGCUCAUUGAUGGCCUUGGGCACUGUACUCUUCAGCGGCGUCCUGUACUAUCGCGCCAUCACUGGCGAUCGUACUUACGUACCAGUGGCAACUUGUGGUGGCUUCUGCCUUAUCGUAGCUUGGCUUACGCUUAUCUUUUAAAACGGCUUUUGAGGGCGCUGAUGGAAUCUUCUAAAUACCAUAGAUUAAGAUGCUAUUGUGACCGAUACGAAAUUUGGUAAUUUUCGAAAAAAUGCAAAGAAUGUACAUACAUACAUACAUAUAGUUUAACUAAUAUAUGCCCUAAGAAGUCAGUCAUCAAUCAGUGGGCAGUUUUUUCGGCAGCAAUUCGUUUUUUCCUAAAUUUUGUAUCGCUCAAAAAGGCAUUAUUAGCCAUAGUAAUUUGUUUUAUAUGUAAAUGGUUUAUUGUUUAAAAAUUUUAAAGAUAUUUCUUUUAUUAGAUUUCUCCUUUGUUAAUACUUAUGUGUCGCUCAUUUUAAUUAAAACUAGUUUUUGCAAAACAUGCGUGUGGCGUGUAUGUAUUUUUUGUAAAUAUUUAUUAUUGUAGUAUAUGUAUACGUAAGUAUCUAUGUAUGUAUAUCUAAACGUUUAAAACUAGUACUGAUAUGAUCAGCGUUCACUGGAAGAAUCAAUGUCUCGUUAAUAAAUUAUUAUUGUUAUUAUUAUUUAAGAGUUUUAAAUGCAUACUCAAAUUUACAAUUGUAUGUAAUUUAAUUUCGUGCUCUGGCAGCGCUAUCUCUUUAAUUAACAGUUAUAAAUUUACAAUAAAACAUUGCAUAUGUAUAUGUAUAAAACAACAAAUUCAAUUUCGUUUUGCAUUGUACGUACAAAAUUCUUUAUGUAUGUAUUUCUAUGAUAGUUUACAAAAAUUCUAAAGUAAAGUUUACACAUACAUAUGUCUGCUUGUAUGUACGAAUGCACUAGUGCUUGCCUCUGUGUUUGUAGUAUACACUUAACACAAAAUGAGCUGCAGCUGCUGCAUUUCACGA